CUCGAGGGCCGCCUUGCCUCGCCUCGCCUCGCUAUUAACCUAGUGCCCACCUGCCAUCGACGGACGGCACUUGACGUCGUCCUUUGAUCCUUAAUUAGACCCCUCCCCAGGCAGACGCUGCUCAGCUAGUCGUCUUUGCCUACUCCACCGUCCUCCAACAGGGCGAUCACCUCCGCUGCUCGGUCCAACCCGUGCAAACCCCUCAUCCCCCCCCCUUCCCCCUUCACCCCCAGCACACAGCUCUUGCUGUUUCCUCUUCGUGGCCUAACCCGCGUCGAUCAAUCCCUCUCGCACUCUUCUCUUUACCCCCUCUUGGAAUCCCUCAGCUUCAUCGCCAUGUCUUCUACCACCCCCGCUUCCUCUUCCUUCCCCGCUGCCAAGCGGUCGCAUGCCGGGGCUGGCAUCCUGCCGAAUGCGCUGGGCGCUGUGGGCAACACGCCCCUUAUCCGUCUCAACCGCAUCCCCCAGAGCCACGGCAUCAAGUGCAACGUCUUGGUCAAGUGCGAGUACUUCAAUGCCGGUGGCUCUGUCAAGGACCGCAUCGCACUGGCCAUGCUCACCGAUGCCGAGUCGCGCGGCCUCCUGACGCCUGGCAAGUCGGUCAUCGUCGAGCCCACGUCGGGCAACACGGGCGUUGGCCUGGCGCUGGCCUGCGCCAUCAAGGGCUACCGCUGCAUCAUUGUCCUCCCCGAGAAGAUGUCGGCGGAAAAGGUGACGACGCUCAAGGCGCUCGGUGCCGAGGUCGUCCGCACGCCCACCGAGGCCGCCUGGGACGACCCCCGGUCCAACAUCAUGGUCGCCCGUCGCCUCGCCCGCGAGACGCCCGAUGCCCACAUCCUCGACCAGUACAACAACCCGCACAACCCCUUGGCCCACCGCGUGACGGCCCAGGAGAUCAUCGACGAUGUCGUCGCCACGGCCGCCUCGGGUGGUGCCGUCGACAAGGGCGCCGCCGUGCUCACGCCCGAUGCCUCGCCACCGCACCGGGCCAUGCGCGUCGAAGAGGGCGUGUCCAGGCUCAAUAUCGUCGAUACCUCGCCUGCCGACACGACGCCUUCGGGCCUCGUCGAUGUCCUCGUUGCCGGUGUGGGCACGGGCGGCACCAUCAGCGGCAUUGCCAAGCGUCUCCGCGAGCAGGACCACAACCCUGAUCUCUUUGUCCUCGGCGUCGAUCCCGUUGGGUCGACGCUCGCCAUGCCAGCCUCGCUCAACGAGCUGUCCGAGGGCGAGAGCAGCGCAUACAAGAUCGAGGGCAUCGGCUACGACUUUGACCCGGCCUCGCUCGACAAGAACCAAGUUUCGCACUGGCUCAAGACGCGCGACGAAGAGUCGUUUGACUAUGCCCGACGCCUGAUCCGCCAGGAAGGCCUCCUCUGCGGUGGAUCGAGCGGCAGCGCCGUCGCCGGUGCCAUGCGCUUCCUCCAGCAGGGCGGCGAGGGAUGGGACCGCUUCGGCUCCCAGGCCGGCAAGAACGUCGUCGUCGUCCUGCCCGACAGCCUGCGCAACUACAUCACCAAGCCCUGGCUUCUCGAAGGAAACGAGGGCGAGGCCCACGCUUGAUUGUUGAGGUCGUGCUGCUCCUGGCACCAGGACCCGCCGUUUCUUUCUCCUCUCUUUUUUUUUCUUCUAAAUAUCCGACCCUUUCAACACCGGGUCGCUGCCCACCUUCCCCCCUUUUUCCCCUCCCUCCCCCUUUGAAGCCAAGCUUUCCAAGACACAUCACCCAAGAAGAACGAGAAGG
Molecule: messenger RNA, 1741 nt
Organism: Acaromyces ingoldii
Lineage: Eukaryota; Fungi; Basidiomycota; Exobasidiomycetes; Exobasidiales; Cryptobasidiaceae
Product: pyridoxal phosphate-dependent enzyme, beta subunit
Exons: 2
Coding region: 337-1560 (407 amino acids)
Cellular component (GO): cytoplasm
Molecular function (GO): cystathionine beta-synthase activity; cysteine synthase activity
Source: RefSeq, a predicted model, not a curated record